CUCAAGCAUUAGCACCAACAAGCUCUGAGCAUCAUCAGUCUCUGGAAAGCCUUCUGAAUUAGACAAGGGCUGCCUCUCAGCACAGCUACAAAACACUUUAAACCUGACCAGCUAAAUGGAUAAACCUAGCCUGCAUAGCUUUUAAACUGGGGUCUCAUACAGCACAGGAGGCCUACUUGCUUCAAGAACUGAAAAUCCAGAGGAUGAAUUGCUUUAUCUGGGGAUGGCAAAAGCCAGCACAAUAAGGAAUGCCAGGUAUUCUGAAGAUUUUCUUUUUCUUUUCUUUUUUUUUUUUUUCCUCCUCUCUUUUUACAGAGAAGUUGGUUACCUCUGAGACGUGCUGUAGCUCUUCUGCACAGAUUGCCAAUUACUGCUGAUGGGUCUCUGGUGACUUACACAAUGGUCCUCAGAGCCUAGGACUUCCCCCCCACCCCCCACGGCUUCCUUAUCCCUGCCCCCAUGCCAGCCCUUGCUGAUUUUUUUUUCAUAUAUGUAUAUAUAUAUUUUUUUGCCUGUCCUCUCCGGGGAAGUUUGUAUGGGGCUGCUAGCUCACAUGCGGGAUCCGAGCGAGCGGUGUGAAUGACAGCCGCACUGUGUCAUGAAGGUGGUGAUGCUUUCAGCCCUGGAGACCAAAUAAGAAGAAAGCUGAGAGGGGGGGAGCCGUUUUUUUGGAUGACAAAGGAUGGGUUUCCGUUUAAUUACGCAGCUGAGAGGCAUGCGUGUGGUGCUAGUGCUACUUUCUACACUGCUGCUUGUUAUGCUCACGGGGGCUCAGAGAGCUUGCCCAAAGAACUGCAGAUGCGAUGGCAAAAUUGUGUACUGUGAGUCUCAUGCUUUCGCAGAUAUCCCAGAGAACAUUUCUGGAGGAUCACAAGGCUUAUCAUUAAGGUUCAACAGCAUUCAGAAACUCAAAUCCAAUCAGUUUGCCGGCCUUAACCAGCUUAUAUGGCUUUAUCUUGACCAUAAUUACAUUAGCUCAGUGGAUGAAGAUGCAUUUCAAGGCAUCCGUAGACUGAAAGAAUUAAUUCUAAGCUCCAACAAAAUUACCUAUCUGCACAAUAAAACCUUUCACCCCGUUCCCAAUCUCCGCAACCUGGACCUCUCCUACAAUAAGCUUCAGACAUUGCAAUCGGAACAAUUUAAAGGCCUUCGGAAGCUCAUCAUUUUGCACUUGAGAUCCAACUCAUUAAAGACGGUGCCCAUAAGAGUUUUUCAAGACUGCCGAAAUCUUGACUUCCUGGAUUUGGGUUACAAUCGUCUUCGCAGCUUGUCCCGAAAUGCUUUUGCUGGCCUCCUGAAGUUAAAGGAGCUCCACUUGGAGCACAAUCAGUUUUCCAAGAUCAAUUUUGCUCAUUUUCCACGUCUCUUCAACCUCCGCUCAAUUUACUUACAGUGGAACAGGAUCCGCUCCAUUAGCCAAGGCUUGACAUGGACUUGGAGUUCCUUACACAACUUGGAUUUAUCAGGGAAUGACAUCCAAGGAAUCGAGCCGGGCACAUUUAAAUGCCUGCCCAAUUUGCAAAAAUUGAAUUUGGAUUCCAACAAGCUUACCAACAUCUCACAGGAAACUGUCAAUGCGUGGAUAUCAUUGAUAUCCAUCACUUUGUCUGGAAAUAUGUGGGAAUGCAGUCGGAGCAUUUGUCCUCUAUUUUAUUGGCUUAAGAAUUUCAAAGGAAAUAAGGAAAGCACCAUGAUAUGUGCAGGACCUAAGCAUAUCCAGGGUGAAAAGGUUAGUGAUGCAGUAGAAACCUAUAAUAUCUGCUCUGAAGUUCAGGUGGUCAACACAGAAAGAGCCCACCUGGUGCCCCAAACUCCCCACAAGCCUCUGAUCAUCCCUAAACCUACAAUCUCCAAAUCUGACCCCACCCAGCCCACCCUUGAAACACCAAGCCCCUCCCCAGGGUUUCAGAUUCCUGGGUCCGAGCAAGAGUAUGAGCAUGUUUCAUUUCACAAAAUCAUUGCAGGGAGCGUGGCGCUCUUCCUCUCGGUAGCCAUGAUUCUCUUGGUUAUCUAUGUGUCUUGGAAACGCUACCCAGCCAGCAUGAAACAACUUCAGCAGCACUCUCUUAUGAAGAGGCGGCGGAAAAAGACCAGAGAGUCUGAAAGACAAAUGAAUUCCCCUUUACAGGAGUAUUACGUGGACUACAAGCCUACAAACUCUGAGACCAUGGAUAUAUCCGUUAAUGGAUCUGGGCCCUGCACAUAUACCAUCUCUGGCUCCAGGGAAUGUGAGAUCCCACACCACGUGAAGCCUUUGCCAUAUUAUAGCUACGACGCGCCGGUGAUCGGGUACUGCCAGGCUCACCAGCCACUCCACAUCAACAAGGGCUACGACGCGGUGUCCCCGGAGCAGGACGAAACCCCCAGCCUGGAGCUCGGGCGCGACCACAGUUUCAUCGCCACCAUUGCCAGGUCCGCGGCCCCGGCCAUUUACCUUGAGAGAUUAACAAACUAACGUGGAAACAACUCUUCAUCUGGGACUCAACGUGGGGGGAGGGAGGGCCUUCAUCUUAAAGGAGAAUGGGUGUCCAAAAUCGCGCAGUCAAGCCGGUUCAUCGUUCCUGUUAAAACAUUUAUGACAUAGAGGAAAGUGAAAAACAGCCGUUUAAAGAGCGCAGAUCACCUGCAGCAUAACCGGGAGAAAUACAGACCUUUCUUUGUUUUCAAGCAUACAACAAAGAAACACAAAUGCUCCUGGAUGUAAAUAGUAAAAGUGUCGAGUUCUUAUAAAAAUAGAUUUCACCCUAGCUAUACAUAGGUUUGUUUGUAUAUUUGCUUUUUCUACACUGCAUGGUUGUUGGGCUGGAGAACCAGAGGGCGGGAAAAACCUGGGGUGGGUGGGAAGGUGGGGAAACAAUACAGUUUUCCUUGUUAGGUGUGUGUAACUUUCAGACUUGUUUUCAAUCUCUUUAUUUCAUUUUUCCGUUAAAAAUGCUGUUCUUGUUUGGUUUGUUUUAUUUCUAUAUUUUUUCCUGGUCAAGUGAUUCUGUUUCCAGUUCUAAACACGGGCAUUGGAGUUUAUUUUGUACCAAAAGAAAAUUGGCUUCACCACAGACCACAAAGAAACAAAGUGGACCACAGAGUUCGACAGAAUUACUGGAAUGAAAAUCCAACAGAAUCUGGGUGAACGAUCCUUCCAGACACACGAGGUACACAACGUGAGGAAUUUUGAUUUGUAUUCCUAUUGGCCGUCCUCGCUUUGCAUUCUCACUGCGGAAGAAGCCUGAAAAGGGACCUGUAAAGAACUCCAAUUGAAAUGACCACCAGAAACACUCUCCCUUGGACUGGAGGUGCACGAAGAACUGUGGUCAUGUGGUCGGUGAAGGAAACUGCCAAGCUGACAACUUUCUAAACACAAGAGUAUGUGUAACAUUGCUUUUUAAAUUAUCAUUUAGCUCUUGUGUAAUUUUUGUCAAUAAAAGAAAAAA
Molecule: messenger RNA, 3428 nt
Organism: Hipposideros armiger (great roundleaf bat)
Lineage: Eukaryota; Metazoa; Chordata; Mammalia; Chiroptera; Hipposideridae
Gene: LRRTM4
Product: leucine rich repeat transmembrane neuronal 4
Exons: 3
Coding region: 683-2455 (590 amino acids)
Cellular component (GO): plasma membrane
Molecular function (GO): protein binding
Source: RefSeq, a predicted model, not a curated record